CGUUAAGAGGAGGCUGCUCUCCGAAGCGGCAUAACGCUUAGUUAUCCUUCAAAUGCUUACUUUGGAAUUACUAUUCGUAUUAUUUUGGUCAUCUAGCACGUAAAAAACGAGCAGAAUGACUCAGAAAACAGCGAGAUCGAAGAAACCAUCAUCUAAAGUGGCCCCCUCUUCUAGGGCCACCAAUGUGUCCACGUCGGGCUUUCUACGUGUCAGUCACAGCAGGACACACAGCAGGAGUAUCAAUGCCUCCAUGAGCCGGAGAAGCUUCAGCCUGGCAGGGGAUGGCAGGGUUCUUGAGAAAGCCCCAAUGCAGCCUGCUAGAGCCACAGUGAAGGUGUUUGAUGAAAACGGCACAGAUGUUACCCCUCAGCCUCUGUACCGCCCGGAUCCUGCAGCCGUGCCGCCGAGACAGAGCAAGAUCUUAAUGGCCCAAGAUGUCUCCGGUGCCACUUUUUCGGAUUUCUUUUCCAGCGCAUUUCAUACGACCUACGCAAGCUUCGGAGGACCCUUUACCAGGUCACUGUUUGAAAGCAGCAUUGUAUCGAAAUCAAGCCAAUCUACCAUGGAGUCACUAAAUGAAGAAAUUGAAGAGCCAUCUUCCAAACGAGAGGGCAUCAUCAGCCUGUCAGAUGUACAGGUGAGGAGGGAGGAAGUGAAAGAACCCACCACAGAAGAUGUGCUGAAUAAGAAAGUGGACAUACACUUAACCGAAACAGAGACACUUUGUUUACUGGACAUACCGGCAACCUCUGUGUCUGUGGAGUCCGAGGAAGCGGAGAUUGUGAAGCAGAGGAAUGCUGCGUACACAGAGUUGUGCAAGAACAGGAUGGGAAACGAUAAGUAUGUGGAAAGAGCCAUGCAGACGUUCAAUGGGGCGCCCAAAGCAAAGGAAGUCCAAACCAAGAGCAUUACCAAGGUUGAUGCAGCAAUAACAGCCACCAACUGGGACAUAUAUGACACCCUUUCCGGCACCGGCGUGGAAGGGGUUGUCAGAGAGCCUCCAGAGACAGAAGAGUCAAAUCUACUUGACAUUAUGUCCAACCACAGUCAGGAAUCAUCCAGAAACCUGGAGAGAUCCAUGUCUUUCCUAAGUCAUACACCAAGCUCCUCAAGUUCUCGUACAGAGAUGGAGGUUUUUCUUGUGCCAGUUGAGGAUGCACCCGCCCCUGAGGUCAUUCUUUAUUCGGAAAAGUUUCAACAAGAUUUGCUCGUGAUGGAAAAGGUUGUUCUACAGAACAUAUUUCAGCCCAAACUUGCUGCCUACAGGCAACUCCCUAUCCUGAAAGAUCCCGACAGUACGCAGAAACCCAAAGACACAGGCAAGACAGAGAAACAGAUACAGAAAACAGAGGACAUCCCUAGUUCUCCAGCCCUGGAGCCCCUCUGGUCCUUCACCUGUGAGCUGACUGUGGGCCGAAACGUCAGCAGCAUGACCUGGAACAAGAUGAAUCCGGACCUUUUGGCUGUGGGAUACGGACAUUUUGACUUUGAAGAUCAGAAAUCAGGGCUUGUUUGCUGCUGGUCUCUCAAGAAUCUCAAGUGGCCCGACCGGAUAUUCCACUGCGAGAGCGCCGUGACCGCCCUGGACUUCUCUGGACACAAUGGCUGCCUACUGGCUGUUGGUAUGCACAACGGGAGCAUUGCCACGUACAACGUGCAGAGUAAAGAGAAGACGCCCAUCACUGACAGCAGCGAAUAUCCACAUAAACACACCGGCCCAGUGUGGCAGGUGAAGUGGGUCAGCCAAGAAAGGGCUCAUUCCGAGGAAGAAAAAGGCGAGGCUCUGGUGUCCGUAUCUGCAGAUGGAAGGAUCUGCAAAUGGGUCCUUAAGAAAGACCUGGAUUGCGUCGACCUGAUGAAGCUGAAGAGAACCAAGAGUGAGAGAACCAGGAGGCAGCUGGGGGAGAGGGAGCGCAGGAGCGAGCUGGUGAUCUGGAGGGAGGUGCCUGGGCUGUGCUUUGACUUCCACCCCGAGGACUCAAACAUCUACCUGACAGGCACUGAAGAGGGCUUUAUCCACAAGUGCUCAUGUUCAUACAAUGAACAGUAUCUGGAGACGUAUAAAGAACACAAAGGACCAGUCUACCAGAUCACAUGGUCCCCAUUCAGCCCUGAUGUUUUCCUAAGCUGCUCCUCUGACUGGACCAUCCAGCUGUGGAGGCAGGACCUACUUGAGCCGGUGCUGGUCUUUACUUCCCCCUGUAUGGCAGUAUUUGAUGUUGCCUGGUCACCCAAGUGGGCCACAGUCUUUGGGGUAGUGACUGAAAAAAGGCUGGAGAUAUGGGACCUUGGCGCAAGCAUUUUAGACCCUACCAUUGUACAAGAUGCCAGGCCUGGGGUAAAACUUACCUCGCUGCAGUUUGCCAGCGAAUCAGACUGUAUUCUGCUGGGGGACAGCGAUGGGCAGGUUGGGGUCUAUCAGCUGAAUCUGAAUCUUGGAGAAGGCACACAGGUGGACGUAUUAGAAGACAUCAUCAGAUCAACCCUUGCCAGCCAGCUAUAGCCAAAAUAAAAUUCAUAUGAUAUUUAUGGGAUGUGUGUAUAUUGUGAAUCAAGGACAAAAGUGCCUUUUUUCUUU
Scleropages formosus (Asian bonytongue) is the source of this 2578-nucleotide messenger RNA. RefSeq names its product dynein axonemal intermediate chain 4 (gene dnai4). The record is from RefSeq and is a predicted model, not a curated record. Gene Ontology annotation, cellular component: axonemal dynein complex. Gene Ontology annotation, biological process: cilium movement. Bases 116 to 2503 code for a protein of 795 amino acids. The transcript is spliced from 17 exons. Lineage: Eukaryota; Metazoa; Chordata; Actinopteri; Osteoglossiformes; Osteoglossidae. Gene Ontology annotation, molecular function: dynein heavy chain binding; dynein light chain binding.